UAGUUGCCUUUUGUUGGUGGCCUGUCUUAGUGAGUGAGAAAGUCGCGUUCAAUUCCAGACGCCAUCGUGUUCUUACAAUUUAAGAGUUAAGGGGGCUAUUCCCAGUUCGCCGUGUUAGUUCGAAAUAUUCAACGAAGAUUUUGGAAAAUGACAAAUGAAAAUGGCAGGAAUUCUACCCCACCGCCGGGAGUCGAUGGAGAGGAAGAACCAGUUUUAAAAUACCCUAGGCUGGAUCUUGCAAGUGAUGGAGGACUGAGUGACUAUCUUCCUGGACCAGUAAAAGAUUUGGACCAAACAGGACCCUUAACAGCUGCAGGAUCGGGCGCCCGGCGAGAUAUGUAUGGUUCCACUCCUCCCCAGUUAACUGGCGAACAAGCAGAAGCUGUCAGCCGAGCAAAACGGUAUGCCAUGGAACAAAGUAUCAAAAUGGUCUUAAUGAAACAGACGUUGGCACACCAACAACAGCAAGCAAAAUCCUUACAACGCCACCAAGCUUUAGUUCUGAUGUGCAGAGUUUACGUUGGAAGCAUAAGUUUCGAACUACGCGAAGACACUGUUCGACAGUCUUUCCAUCCAUUUGGGCCGAUCAAAUCGAUCACCAUGUCGUGGGAUCCCAUAACGCAGAAGCACAAAGGGUUCGCUUUCGUUGAGUAUGAACUUCCGGAGGCUGCACAAUUAGCCUUGGAACAGAUGAAUGGCGUGGUAAUUGGGGGACGAAAUAUUAAGGUGGGUCGGCCGAGUAAUAUGCCUCAGGCACAACCAGUCAUUGACGAAAUUAUGGAGGAAUCUCGUCACUACAAUCGUAUAUUUAUAGCCUCUGUACAUCCAGAUUUGACUGAAGAAGAUAUCAAAAGUGUUUUCGAGGCUUUCGGAAAAAUUAAAAUGUGUCAACUAGCCCAAGGGCCAGCUCCCGGAAAACACCGAGGUUAUGGAUUCAUUGAAUACGAAACAACUCAGUCAGCUCAUGAUGCCAUAGCUUCUAUGAACAUGUUUGAUUUGGGCGGUCAACACCUACGGGUAGGCCGAGCAAUUACUCCUCCAAAUUCCUCAGUGAAUCCGAACGCACCUCCUCCAUCUGGACAACUUCCUACUCAAGCAGCUUUAGCAGCUGCCGCUGCUACAGCACGAAUUCAAGCUAUGGAUGCUGUCGCAGGGGCUUUGUCAGGAACUGGGGGGCUUCCUGGAUUAGCUGGCCUAUCUGCCCUUCUCAAUCCAACGUUGGCAACGGCUGCAGCAACACUAACUACCGCUCUAGGUUUAACAUCACCUGCCCUUGCCGCAGCUGCUGCUGCGGCGUCCAAUUUAGCAAUACCUCCACCAGGGUUGGCCAUCCCACAACUUGGUGCGCCAGCCUUACCUUUGCGACCCUCUGUGGUCUCGCCAGCUGGGUUAACAAGUCAGCACGUAGUUGCUAUACCACCGCCUACCGUGGUGACUCCAGUUUUAGCUGGUGGUGGUUUGGGCAAUACGACCCCUGUUCAACAAAUCCAGGCUCAGCAAACGUCAAUUACUAAUUCCCAUGAAAUUCUCCGUAAAGCCCAAGAAGAAGCAAAAGUUAAGCAGCAGCAGGAGGAAAUUAAGCAAAAAUUGUUAGAUGAAGUUGAACCGCAAACACUGCAACAGCAAGAAAAUAUUUCGAUCAAGGGACAAUCUGCACGUCACUUGGUCAUGCAAAAGUUGAUGCGCAAAGCAGACUCACGAGUCAUCAUCCUUCGUAAUAUGGUUGGUCCGGAAGAUGUUGAUGAAACUCUACAAGAAGAAAUCACUGAUGAAUGUUCAAAGUUUGGAAAUGUUGAGCGGGUGAUUAUUUAUCAAGAAAAACAAUCAGAAGAUGAUGAUGCAGAAAUAAUCGUUAAGAUUUUCGUUGAAUUCACAGCUGGAAGUGGGGCUGAAACAGCACGGGAUUCCUUGAAUGGCCGUUUUUUCGCCGGUCGCAUGGUUCGGUGCGAUAUUUACGACCAAGCUCUUUAUGAGUGUAACGAUCUUUCCGGAUGAAUCCCCUCGGUCUACGUAUCAUCUUCCGACCGCCUCAUUAUUUUAUGGCUUCUAAUCUGACUUUUUUUUGCUGCACUAACUCUUCCUAUUUUCUGUUGUUUCUGUGUGUAAUUAUGACUGCCUCUUGGUUCUGCGAAAGAAUUUCCCGAUAGGGAUUCUAUAAAAAAAACUAUGCUCUUGUUUUCCGAUAGGGAUUCUGUCUAGAUAACUGAUAUAGUACGCCGCCGACACCUUUUUUAUGAUACUGGUUUCAAUAGACUGCGUUAGCGGUAUAGGUAUUUUACACAAGUUCCGAGGAUGUUCAUAAAUGUUUUAUACGUUU
This is a messenger RNA of Daphnia carinata, 2317 nucleotides long. RefSeq names its product poly(U)-binding-splicing factor PUF60-like (gene hfp). The record is from RefSeq and is a predicted model, not a curated record. Gene Ontology annotation, cellular component: precatalytic spliceosome; catalytic step 2 spliceosome. Gene Ontology annotation, biological process: regulation of alternative mRNA splicing, via spliceosome; alternative mRNA splicing, via spliceosome; mRNA splice site recognition. Gene Ontology annotation, molecular function: RNA binding. The transcript has 15 exons. Bases 148 to 1995 code for a protein of 615 amino acids. Lineage: Eukaryota; Metazoa; Arthropoda; Branchiopoda; Diplostraca; Daphniidae.